AUGGCUCGUACUAAGCAGACAGCUCGUAAAUCUACCGGAGGAAAGGCUCCCCGUAAGCAAUUGGCCACCAAGGCUGCCCGUAAAUCGGCUCCGGCUACUGGAGGAGUCAAGAAGCCUCACAGAUACCGUCCAGGAACUGUCGCUCUCCGUGAAAUCCGUCGUUAUCAGAAAUCCACUGAGCUUCUUAUCCGCAAACUGCCAUUCCAGCGUUUGGUAAGAGAAAUCGCUCAGGAUUUCAAGACUGAUCUCCGUUUNNNNCAGUCUAUCCUUCUCCCCAAGAAGACCGCCGGAGAAAAGGAAUAG
Messenger RNA from Auanema sp. JU1783, 303 nucleotides. The record is from the annotation of a GenBank genome assembly. Lineage: Eukaryota; Metazoa; Nematoda; Chromadorea; Rhabditida; Rhabditidae.